AUGCUGAAAACCUCUGGAAACUGGCUAAGGAGCUGCGAUUACGCUCGAUUUGAGGCCAAAAUCCAUGACCUACGAGAGCAGAUGAUGAACCACAGCAUGAGCUCCGGGUCCGGGUCCCUGCGAACCAAUCAGAAACGCUCUCUCUAUGUCAGAGCCAUGUUUGACUACGACAAGAGCAAGGACAGUGGGCUGCCAAGUCAAGGACUUAGUUUUAAAUAUGGAGACAUUCUCCAUGUUAUCAAUGCCUCUGAUGAUGAGUGGUGGCAAGCCAGGAGAGUCACGCUGGAGGGCGACAGUGAGGAGAUGGGGGUCAUCCCCAGCAAGCGGAGGGUGGAAAGAAAGGAACGUGCCCGAUUGAAGACAGUGAAGUUUAAUGCAAAACCUGGAGUGAUUGAUUCAAAAGGUGAUCCUGAACGAGGACAAGAAGACUUCAUUCUUUCUUAUGAGCCUGUCACAAGACAGGAAAUAAACUAUACCCGACCAGUGAUUAUUCUGGGCCCCAUGAAGGAUCGGAUCAAUGACGACUUGAUAUCUGAAUUCCCUGACAAAUUUGGCUCCUGUGUGCCUCAUACUACGAGGCCAAAGCGUGACUACGAGGUGGAUGGCAGAGACUAUCACUUUGUCGUUUCCAGAGAACAAAUGGAGAAAGACAUCCAAGAGCACAAGUUUAUAGAAGCCGGCCAGUACAAUGACAACUUGUAUGGAACCAGUGUGCAGUCUGUGAGAUUUGUAGCAGAAAGGGGCAAACACUGUAUACUUGACGUAUCAGGAAAUGCUAUCAAGCGGUUACAAGUUGCCCAGCUCUAUCCCAUUGCCAUCUUCAUUAAACCCAAGUCUCUGGAACCUCUGAUGGAGAUGAAUAAGCGUUUAACAGAGGAACAAGCCAAGAAAACCUAUGACCGUGCAAUUAAGCUAGAACAAGAAUUUGGAGAAUAUUUUACAGCUAUUGUCCAAGGUGACACCUUAGAAGAUAUCUAUAACCAAUGCAAGCUUGUUAUUGAAGCGCAAUCUGGGCCUUUCAUCUGGAUUCCCUCAAAGGAGAAGUUAUAA
Messenger RNA from Mesoplodon densirostris (Blainville's beaked whale), 1050 nucleotides. RefSeq names its product disks large homolog 2-like. Gene Ontology annotation, cellular component: neuromuscular junction; postsynaptic density membrane; neuron projection. Gene Ontology annotation, molecular function: protein binding. The coding region runs from base 1 to 1050 and encodes 349 amino acids. Gene Ontology annotation, biological process: chemical synaptic transmission. The record is from RefSeq and is a predicted model, not a curated record. The transcript has 2 exons. NCBI's taxonomy places the organism in Eukaryota, Metazoa, Chordata, Mammalia, Artiodactyla, Ziphiidae.